GAUGAAACUAGUCGUCAGCGACUGCUGCUUGCUGCCGACAUUCUGGACAUUUGCGGGAAACAGAACAAUCUUUGUCUCUUGCUGCUCAAAGACGGGGCAAUCAAGAGUCUGAACGAUGUCGCUCUCAAGUACUACUCUACCAAGGACAAAGUUCCGGGUGCUGAUGCCGUUCGCGCUGAACUUCUAUUCCGCGUCCCUACAGCAGUACUUAGCGCCGUCGUGGACAAUGACAUUCUGGCAUUGGACUCCAUUGUUCGGGACUCUGUAUCUCGUGUCUUGAAGCUAGCUAUCGACGAGCAGUUUGACGUCCGCUCCGGCACUCUGGGGCUGUUCAUGGCUCGGCCCGCUUGUCAAGAUGAGCUAUCUAAGCUAUCCGCCCAAGAUGCACAGGCCGUACGAACAACACUCGAGUCCCUGUAUCGCCUCCAUCCCUUGGUUGUUGAUGCCGAGCACUUGGGGGCCUUGAUUGGCACUCGUUACACAUCCGCCCGCGUCAUUGCUUCCAGCGAUCGGGACGAGUUCAUCCAGCUGCUUGAAGGGCGAGGCUUGAGCUUCGCAACGGCCGCGAGGAUUCACCUCGAAGCCGAGCGCAUCGACCGGCGAAACGAUGCCUUCUGGGCUGACAUUGUCCGAACACGGCGCGAAGUCCCCGUCCUUGCCAUCAGCGGCUUGAACCAGGCUCAACCGCCGCCAUCCUCGGAUGACCAGGAUACCAACUUGACCACCUUGUUCAAUGACCUCGACAGCGUUGCUGCUGAGAACAGCACUUCUGUUUUGGGCCCAGCAUCCUAUCUGGUGGACCUUUUGAAGAUGCUCAGCACUGUCAACUUGUCGAUCAAAACUGUUGAACCAUGGACCAUCAAAGACGCUUUGAGUGCGCUGGAUGUGUUUCUUCACAGACGACCCGACAUUGCUACCACAAAGCUUUCCAAAGUCGACACAGAGACUCCCAUGGCAUAUCAGGAUCUGGCCAUCGAGGUCAUGGAGCAGUACCUCAGUCGCAGCCUGAGCACGGAGGGUGGCCAAAAGGUCGACGUGUACGCAGCCGUCAGCCAGCAGCUGGCUCCAAUGACCGCAUUUCCAUAUAGUUAUGCCAUCCUUACUACCCGCGAGCUCUUGCAGGCUAGAGGAUACUCGCGCUACGAGCUCCUACGGCGUUUCCAGUCCGACCAAGACCUGGUUCGUCGCGCGUUUCCAGGUAGCCCAGCAUGCGAGAGGACUUAUGCGGCGGCGGCCGAAAACCUUCACGAACGACGGCUUGCUGCCGAGUCACUCAAGCUACAGCCUCUCGACUUCCAGGCCAUCACUCAGGAGGCACUCCACAGUCCCAACUUCGUCCGGUUGCUCCAGGGUUAUAACAGGGAGAUGGCAUCGAAGACCUACAGGGAAGUAGCAGGGUUGCGGCAUGCUGGCGAGUAUUGGGGCUAUGAGGCAGACCCAGUCAUGGUGGACUCUGCUUCCGGGACUAGCUUGCGGCUAAUCAAGGAACAAUUGCUCAUUCGUUCCGGUCUGUCACCCUCGGAAUUGAACAUGGUCCUGAAGACACGCUACAUUGGCAAGCGUUUGGUGGUGACGCUGGCCAGCGGCGACGAGUUCAGUGACCGCCUUCAGGACAUGCGACUCCAGGAAUCACCUCUGAUCGGCGACGUCGAGGGCGUUGGAAGGCUCUCCGAGAGGACAUGUCUCGACCUCCAGGCGUUCAUCCGACUCUAUCAUCGGCUGGGCUGGUCUAUCGAGGCGACUGAUGCGGCCAUUGCUGCUCUGGCUCGUCGGGCUCAGAUCUACGAGAAGGACGCUUAUCGACAUCAUGUUCUGGAUGGCGGGUUUAUCGAGCGCCUAGCAGCAGCAAAUCGGCUGUCGACUCAAACGAAUGUACCACUGACGGAGCUUUUGCCGUUAUGGGGGCCCAUGGAUGCGCAAUUUCCAUCCUCGCUCUACACUGUGCUAUUCUUGCGUCCCGGCCUCGUUCAGCAAUAUCCAUCACUGAAUCUGGUCGAUGGAGAAACCCUGGUCAGCGCAACAUUUGGCCAGAACAUGGGUGCUCUCCUCCAAGCACUCCGUCUUACUCAAGCUGACCUGCUCGUGCUGAUGAAAAUCGUUGGUUUCGGACCGGAUACGCACUGGAGCUUGGGAAAUAUUGCGCAGCUGUACAGCCACCAGCUGCUGAGCAGGCUUCUGAAUCUUCCAAUUUCGCGAUAUUCCGAGUGGUGGAGUCACUGUGAGCAAGUGGCCAACCCGUUUAUGGAUCCACAAAGCACCUUGGUGGCACUGGAUCUAUGGCUGAGCCUGCCCGAAGAGAUCCCAUCUGUGGAAGCAGCGCUCAACUUGCUUGUCCCUGUCGAGAGCGACCACAAGUCAAGUGUCAAGGAUCUGGCCUUGAUUUCACAGAUGGUGCAAGGCAUGGCUGAGUUCCUGUCCGGGGCCCCAAAACUUAUUACUCGUCCUAAAUCUCUGAAUCAGGGCCAGCCGUCGCUUCUGGAGUUCUCUCAAGGGCUCUCCCUACAGACACUAAGCUUUUCUACAUCUAAAGGUGAAGCAAGCUUCAAUGAGACGUCGGUGUUCUCGGCGUCACGAGCCAAAAUUAUCUCCCACCAUCUGUCAUGUUUAGAACGAUGCCUGAACAUAGCCGAAACUUUGAAACUGGGUCCUGAGGAAGUGAACUUCUAUCGACAGCGCGGGGUGGACUUGUUUGAUCUGAAGCUCAAUGAUAUGCGAACUCUUCUGGACUUUCUCCGCAUCCGCAAACAGUUUGGAGCCUCUGGUACAUCUCUUGUUGGCUAUUGUCAAUACCUUCAGCGAGCUUCGAGACGCAUUGCUGAUCAAGCGGGUGACCACGACCAAGCCAAGGCAGAAGAAGACAAAGCAGAGGUGGAAAAGGCAUGGGCCGAACUCGUCGCAGAAACCCGCCAGGUAACAAAGCUCACAGCCGAGAACAUUUCUAUCUUCUUUAACUUGCAAUGGCCUUCGACGUCAGCCUCAGAGGCGGCCAUGAAUUUGUUGGCUCGGAACCUAUCGCCUCUCCAGAAACUGGCCGAUUGUUGUGAAAUGUCAAGUACGCUGGCCGUUUCCAUCUCGACGCUCCACCAAUGGUCCCAGGUUUCUCACCUGCCUACGAAGCCUGAGGACUUUGACUCGAUCGGACAACUCAAGGCUUCGCUGUCAUCGGGAAACGCGACGAAUGCGCUGACCUGCGCCAGAGAAUCUCUCGCUUCGACACAGCAGCGGGUUUUGCAGGAGGCCUUGCUACGAUUGCCAGAAUUCAAGGCCAAGAAGAUCACCACACCCGAUGAUUUGUCGGCUGAAUUGCUUAUCGACGUCAAGAUGGGCCCAGCGAUGCAGACGUCACGCAUCGCCCAGGCCAUUGCCAGCGUUCAGCUCUUCGUGCAGCGCAGCCACCUCGGCCUGGAAAAGUUAUACGGCCUCCCCACCACCGCAGUCAAGCGGCCGCUGUGGAGUUGGAUGAGCAAGUACACGCUCUGGCAGGCGAACCGGAAGGUGUUUCUCUAUCCCGAAAACUGGGCGGACCCGUCGUUGCGAGACGACAAGACGCCUGCAUUUGAGGAGCUGGAGAGCAAGAUGCUACAGAUGAAUCUUAACAAAGACCUGAUCAGCCAGCUUCUUCGGGAAUACGUCUAUGCCGUCCACGAGGUGGCUGAUCUUGAUGUCCAAAGCUAUCUGUGGGAGGCGACCCGAGGAUUCCGUGGAAACUACCAUUUCUUCGCCCGAACGCGUACGGCGCCCUUCGACUUCUACUAUCGUCGCUUGGAAGUAACCGGCGCCUCGGCGGCAUCCGUUCGAUGGAAUUGGCUGCCAUGGAGCAAGAUGGAAGUCGAAAUCCCUACCCACGAGGUUGAUGCAGACCACAAACCACUUAAACGACCCGGCAGCUACCUCCUACCGGCUCUCUUUAAGAACCGGCUGUUUCUUUUCAUCCCGCAGAUCACGCGCCAGACGAAGCCAGCUGCACCACCGACAAAGCCCAUGAUGGAGGCAGCACAAGACGCCUCCGGGUCGAAGCCUCCCGAGCAGUACUGGGAGGUCAAAAUGGCCUGGGUUGAGAUGCGCAACGGCAAGUGGUCGCCCAAAUACGUCACUGCGACCGGCAUCAACGUCGAGCCGACUACACCAGAAACUGCACCAGCAACUGCAUCUGGCCCAGCGUUGCCCUCUAUCGCAUCGUUUCGAUUCCGCCUUGAGACACGUAACUCUGGGCAGAGCCUAGCCAUCAAUGUCGACAAGUGGAAACUAGAGACCGAUACCCCGGCAGUGAAAGGGUCCUUUCAGAAGCAAGGCAGCUUCGAGAUGCAAGGGCUGCUGCUACGACUGGUGGAAACAUCGUCGAGGUCCGCUGUUGGCUCGUCCAUUGCUGGUAGCGUUGCCUUCUCUCGGAUCUCGCACAAAGAAACCACCAAGAACGUGGAACAGCUGCGCAAAACCGUCCAAAACUACGCCGUGGGAAUUGACCCCAAGUCGAAGCAGAAAUCGCUGCUGACCGUUCCGAACCCCAAGAGCGUAGUCGACGACAAGUAUGAACUCACGUGGCUACUGACUUAUGAUGAUUCGCAGUUCAAUGGAACCUCAGGUCUUGUAGUAGAACGGUCCACGUCGACUCAAGUCGAGUCCUUCUUUGGGUAUCCGGACAUGACCGCGGAAGGGGAAAUCGACACCACCAACAAGACCACUGUCACGACACACCCCCUCACUCACGAAGCCUCGCUGAGCCUGGUCGAGGAGAUUGCCGACAAGGAAGGCUACGAGUGCAUUUUCGAAGCCAUGGAGACACUGCCCAAAGACAAACAGAAACUGGCGUUUGGUUACGAUAGCAACACGUACAGCGAACUGGCUACUCCUAGCUCAGUCUACAACUGGGAGCUGGGUUUCCAUACUGCUGCCCUGCUCAUGGAAAGGUUGCUGGCUACCCAGCAGUUUGAUCUCGCUAUCGAGGUCUCGCGCCUCGUAUUCGACCCCCCACCGAAGCCUUUAUCCCGACUAGACAAGUGUUGGCGAUUCAUCCCAUUCAAGUCUUCGAAGCUACGGUUAGCUGGCUCCGUCAGGGACACCAUCCAAAGGCUCGCCCCUGGAGAAGCCAAAUCCAGCGACAUCACCGACUGGGAGGCGAAUCCAUUCUCGCCACAUGCCGUUGCCCGUAACCGACCGGCCGUGUACAUGAAGCGAUUUGUUAUGAAGUGUAUUGAGAUUUUGAUCGCCAGUGGGGAUCAGUAUUUCCGCCAGAAUUCUUUAGAAGCAGUUCCGUUGGCUACCCAGCGCUACGUUGAGGCUUCCGCGUUGUUUGGGCCCGCCCCUAUCGCGAUUGAUCCGCCCACUAAACCUGUCACUCGGAGUUAUGACGAGAUCCGACACCUGGUGAACGACUUUGCUACUGCAUCAGUAGACAUGGAACUCGAGUUCCCGCACUUCAUCAAUCCCAUCAUGAGGGGUGGUGGUACUAGACUAGGUCGGGAGCAGCAACCCGAUCUUCGCAAUGGCACCCUCGGCUUCGUACGGUCCACGUAUUUCGGUGUCCCGGCCAACCCGCAGAUGCAAGCCCUCCGUGAUCUCAUAGACGACCGGCUCUAUAAGAUCCGAAAUGGACUGGAUAUUAAUGGCAACCCCCGUCGUCUCCCAUUAUUUGACCCACCCCUAGAUCCUGGUCAGCUCGUUGCCGCGCUGAGCUCCGGCGCAGGCCUCUCGAGCUUUGCACAAGGGCUAGAUGGAGGGCCUAUGCCUAACUACCGUGCCAGAUACCUGCUGCAAAAGGCGUUGGAUCUCUGCGGAGAAUUGCGCGGUUUCUCUGACUCGUACUUGUCCAUCAGGGAGCGACAGGACGCUGAGGCAAUGGCCAAUUUACGUGCAAAACAGGAGACUGGAGCCUUGGCCCUCAUGGGCGAGGUCAAGCGACUCCAAGUUCAGGAGGCAUCGAUGGCUAUUGACGCCCUCGAGGAGACCCGGAAGUCACACGUCUCCAGGCUGCAGUAUUAUCUUGCCCUUCUAGGGGAACCAACAGACCAUGUGCCGACAUCUAAGACCGAAUGGGUGGACUUUGACUUUGGUAUAGUUCAGCCUAACAAAGACGAGCUGCGGAUGAGUCAGGAGGAGUGGCUGGAAUGGACCUUGACAGACCAGGCAAGACACUCGAAUAAUGUAGCGACUUGCAUCGAGCAGAACGCAGGUAUUCUCAUGGCUUUGCCCAGCUUGACCGUUCAGAUUGAGCCGAUGGGUGUUGGAACAUCGUCUCAGCUUGAUGCCUCAAUUAUUGCUAGGGGUAUGAUGGCUGGAGCUGGGGUCAUCAGGGCCGGGGCCCAGGCUUCAACUGACAUGGCGUUCCGAGUAUCUCGCAAGGGUCAACUGGUCCGCCAACUACAAGAGCGCAAACUACAGGCCAACAUGGCGGGUCGCGACAUCCAGGGUAUCGACAAGCAGAUCGCCAGCCAGAAGAAGCGGAUCGAGAUCACCCAGGCAGAGCUGCGCGCACACCAACAGCAGGCGGCCGAUGCAGCGGAUACUGAAGCGUGGCUGCGCUCCAAGUAUACGUCUGAGAAGUUAUAUUCGUGGCUCGAGGUGCAAACCCGCAAGCUGGCUUACCAGGUUUACCUUUCAGCGCUCGACAUGGCUAAGACGGCGGAGCGCGCCACGAUGUUUGAGUAUGGACCGAGAGCUCAAUCAUUUCUGUCAAACGCCUACUGGGAUGAGUCCCGGGACGGGUUGUUAUCGGCACAGCAGCUCACGGCAGCGUUGCAUCGCAUGGAAAAGUUCUACAUCGAGAAUACAGCGCACGACUACGAGCUUACCAAGACUAUCUCCCUGCGGCAAACCUCUCCUUUGGCCCUUAUCGACCUUCGCACAAAGGGCGUCGCCGACUUUGAGAUCCCAGAGGUGCUCUUCGACCAUGACUUUCCCGGCCACUAUUGCCGACGCAUCAAGUCCAUCUCGGUCACCAUCCCCAGCAUUAUCGGUCCCUACACAGGCGUCAACUGCACUCUGAGACUGCUUGAACACCGAUACCGCCUCAAAGCCGGGACAUCUUCAACGGGAAGCUACUACCUCGCAGAUACCUCCAAUGACGAGCGCUUCCACACGGAUUCCAUCCCCAUCACGUCCAUUGCCCUCAGCACGUGCAACCAUGACAGUGGCGCCUUUGAGCUCAACUUCAACGGCGACCGGUACGUCCCAUUUGAGGGCGCAGGGGUCAUCAGCAGGUGGAAGCUUGAACUGCCAGGGCCGUUUCCACAAUUUGACUAUCACACCAUCAGCGACGUGCUCUUUACGGUGCAGUACACUGCCCUUGAGGGCGGGGCCAUGUGGAAGCAGCAGGCUUCAGACGCGGUGCGCAAGUUCCGAAGUGAGCUGAAGGAGGAUCUCGGGCACGAGGGUGCGCUCUUGUUGGUUGAUCUGCGUGCUGAUUUCCCCAAUGAGUGG
Messenger RNA from Trichoderma virens Gv29-8, 7416 nucleotides. RefSeq lists its product as uncharacterized. The transcript is spliced from 4 exons. NCBI's taxonomy places the organism in Eukaryota, Fungi, Ascomycota, Sordariomycetes, Hypocreales, Hypocreaceae. The annotation marks the transcript as partial. The record is from RefSeq and is a predicted model, not a curated record.